This is a messenger RNA of Cryptotermes secundus, 3613 nucleotides long. Its product is annotated as caspase-6. Lineage: Eukaryota; Metazoa; Arthropoda; Insecta; Blattodea; Kalotermitidae. Gene Ontology annotation, biological process: apoptotic process; proteolysis. The transcript has 6 exons. The record is from RefSeq and is a predicted model, not a curated record. Gene Ontology annotation, cellular component: cytoplasm. Bases 1873 to 3327 code for a protein of 484 amino acids.
GAUACGUUCCUCUGAAACUUCGGUUAACACCACAUCUACCCGGUGCCACAUCCCAGAAGACUGCUUUCUUAAUAGGGUAUUAUACUUGUAUGUUUUUGUUAAGAAUACCAAAAAGUCACAAAUAAUCAGACCUAAAAUGUUAUUAAAUUUGAUUUAUAUUUUGCAGCAUAUCUUUUUCCUGCAUUCCUCUAUAGUCUCAGUACAUAAAUAUGCUUUUACAUGUUUGCCCUUUGAAAUUCCAAAUUUAUUCACAGUGAAGCAGUUAGUCCAGUGUAUGUUACACUAAUCAGAAUGAGCAUAUUUGAGCAUCAACUAAUGCUGCUCAACUCUGUUAGGCAGUAAAACUGAAUCUGUUUGCUUUCUUUGUCCAGUUCAACACUUUCCUCCAUAAGUAAAAGUUUAAGUAUGCUGUAGAACAUUGAUUGUUUCUGUAAUGUAGAUUUUGGUGUUUAAAUGUACUUUCAUGCACACAGUACAAAAAUAUUGCCGAAGAUAUUACAUCCACCAUUUUCUUUGGAAAACUACAUUACCGAUGCCUGAAAAAAUUUGUAAUGUCCUACAAAGAUUUGGCUAGAAGAGUGGUGAAAGCAUGCAGGUGGUUAAUAUAAAAGGAAAUGUCAUUCAUCCAUUGGUCAGAAAAUUGCAAUAUGCACUGCCUGGUUGAAAAACUGACCCAUCCUACUUGGCCAGCUGCCAUAUGGCUUGUAUGGCAGGGUUUGAUUCUUUCCUUUGAAAAUUGUGGAUGAUAACAAAACUUUCAAGCUCAGAAUGGAAUUCAGCAUAUUCAGUUUUCUAGAAGAACUUAGUUUCCGUAAUGGAGAGAUAACAUGCUUAUUUUGUUGGAUAGUGAUGUUAGUUUUGCCUAUCGAUAUUUACUCUGUAAGACAUAUUGACAUUGAUCAAACAGAUGCAAAAGGUAAGGAAAUGAUCCAAGUCAUUUUCAUAUUUUUCAUCCAUGUAUGGCUGAUACUGAAACUUUGUUCUCAGACCCAGGCUACCUGCACACAUCAUUUCUCAACACUGUUUACUACAAAUCCAAAGCCUCACUGUGAACAUACAUUUUUUUGUUUAUUCGCUGUUUUACUUGACUGGCUGCUUGAUGCUAUACUCACAGUUUCACUUUGUACAUGCCCUUAUGUUAUGUAUACAGUAUACUUUUGAUUAUCUGUGCCAAUGAAGGGGAAAUCUGCACAAAUAAUCAAAGAACACCAAUAGUCCUAGCUUCACGUGUGGUUGGGAGUGUAGGAAUUCAGAAAUAUAUGCGUAGCAUCCAGCUGUGAGGCUUAGAGAAAAAGUGUUCCAAACAUAAAAUGCUUGUUUAAUUUUACUUUGCAGAUUUUGUUCCAAGCAUUUUUUGCUUAAUUUGCUUGCAUUUGGGAUACACACAGGAACACAUGUAGAUCUUCAAUUAAAGAGGUUGUUAAAAUUGUUAUAUAUAAAAGAAAACUUAAAAAUGUCUCUACAGUUUAUCAUAAUUUUUGUCUGUAUCAGAUUUGAUGAACAUCUUUCUGGUUUUCAUGUCAUUUCAUGUUUAUAGAUAGACUGAGUAAACUGAACAAAUGCUCUGAAAGUUGUGAUCAGUCUUAAAGUAAUAAUGUAUCGAUGAGCCAUAAACCAGUUAAACUGCACAUGAACAAUUUAGGGUAUUCUGUAUCUGGAAAAUCCACAUUAAAUUGUUACUUAAAAACAAGUCAGAUGAUUGCAAUUUUUCCUUCUUGUUUUAGGAAAGUUUAAAUGUUGCAUAACUGAUUUCAUGUUUUCUUCCAUUCUUAACAGAUCAGCUGAACUGGUGAUGAUGUAUUCAGGAAGUAUGCACUGUAGCCAUACCACUGACACCACCAGCUUUAUUUUGGUGUUACAUAAUAUUCUGUGAUGGCAUCGUCAAGUUCAGCUGCAGGGAGUGGCAUGCCUGAUCCUGUAACAGCAGAUUCAGUGUGUGUAAACCAUGGAAGCCAGCAGGAAGGGGAGAUAGAAGUACUGCCCGAUCAAGAUAGGGUGGAAUGGUACACUCCUCCUGUUGGACCAGAUGCAGAGGAAUACAGAAUGGACCAUGAAAGAAGAGGAAGGGCUAUAAUAUUUAAUCACAAGAAGUACAGUUCACAUCUUAAUCUUACUGAGAGAAGCGGGACAGAAACAGACAAGAUAAUUCUUAAACAACGCUUUGAAAAACUGAAAUUUGAAGUGGAUGUAUAUGAUGAUCUAACUGUUGCUGAUAUCAAGAAAAAAUUAACUGAAAUUUCAAAAGAUGACCACAAAAAUGAAGACUGCAUUGUUGUUGCUGUGCUUACUCAUGGGAAAGGAAAAGGCAAGCUUUAUGCGUAUGAUGACUUCUACAGGGCAGAUACGCUGUGGUCAAGUUUCACAGGAGAUGUCUGCCCAUCACUGGGUGGAAAACCAAAACUGUUUAUUGUCCAAGCAUGCAGAGGAGAGGAGGCAUCAGAGGGUAUGAGCUUUAAAAGCAGCAUUCAGAUAGACAGCCACAAUAUGAACACAGAAGCAUCGCAUCGCUAUUCUAUUCCUGUGGAAGCUGACUUACUUGUUGCAUUCAGCACAUAUGAAGGCCGUGCUGCUCUUCGUCAUGUUGAAGGUGGUACAUGGUUUAUCCAGGAGCUUUGCAAAGAAUUAGAAGAUAAUGGAGAGACAUUAGACUUGCUUAGUUUGUUCACAAAUGUGAAUCGCCGUGUUGCUGUGCACAAGGAGUAUAAAAAAUUGAAACAAAUGCCAGUUAUUCAGUCAACCCUGACUCGCAAGGUUUUCUUUGGUUCAAUGACUGCACGCAGCAGGAUAACCAUCACAUCUGAUGUUUUCAGCCUACAAGGAAGGACAUUGGAAAAACUGGAUGUUGUAAUAGGGAUGCUUGAAAAUACGAUAGUAUCAAUCCCUGUACCAAGAACAGGGACAGCAAAGAAACUAAGUUCUUCUUUGAACUGGGACAGCCUACAGUCAUCUAAGCAAACAGUGGUUGGCCCAUUACCAGAAAUGCAAGAUGUAUAUAGAAUUGCAGAAGCCCUUAAAGUGUUCUUGGAAGAUGAAGCUGACAAACUGAAACCUGUAGUUAAGGAAGGUGGUGAAUUUAUACUCAAUUUCAUAUCAUGCUGGGAUAAUUUGACUAAAGAAUUAAGGUGUUAUGGUUACAAAAAGCUGGUGGUAUUUUUGAAUGAAAAUGCUAGAAAUUGGAGGGUGUAUAAGUUAUUGCAUAUUCCCGAUAUUUGCUCCUUGAAUACUGAAAACUCUCACCGACGCUGGUCACAGUCAGAUGUAACUGAUUCAGAUAGUACUUCCAGUAGGAGAUCCACAAUUCCACGUCGAAUUGCUCCAAAGAAAUAGGUGGUCAGACACCGAACCUUUGGCUGCCAAGCCACACCAUAGAACUUCCUGCUAGAAAUUCCAAAACUGCUUGAGGGUCAAUGGAGGUUUGACAUAAGAACUGACAGUACUUCCUGAAAUGACUUUCAAAUGAUAAUAGGCGUAGAUUAUAUGAAAACCUGGUCUUUCCCCUGAAUUUAUUAUUAUUGUGAAAAGUAUUUGUAAAUAGAAAAAAUGCCUAGGCAGUGCCUGCCUCUGCCAAUUGAUUUAAUUAAUUUUACUUGUAUAAAUAAAGUCAUUUACUGUU